Molecule: messenger RNA, 2091 nt
Organism: Bipolaris sorokiniana ND90Pr
Lineage: Eukaryota; Fungi; Ascomycota; Dothideomycetes; Pleosporales; Pleosporaceae
Exons: 4
Coding region: 1-2091 (696 amino acids)
Biological process (GO): long-chain fatty acid metabolic process; long-chain fatty-acyl-CoA metabolic process
Cellular component (GO): plasma membrane; lipid droplet; endoplasmic reticulum
Molecular function (GO): long-chain fatty acid-CoA ligase activity
Source: RefSeq, a predicted model, not a curated record
AUGCCACAGGACCUCAAGAAGUUGAUGCCCCAGGCAAAGGCAUACAGGACUGGUCCCUACACCUGUGAAGUCCCCAAUGCCCAAAAGGUAGAUGGCGAGACGGUACCGCGCCGCAACAACGCGGCCAAAGAUGGUCUCAUCUUGAAGCCCCACGACGAGGUCUCGACUCUCUACGACAUCCUGCGACACUCGGCCGCCAAGUUUGGAAAUGCAAAGGCCGUCGGUGCGCGUCGCAUCGUCAACAUACACGAGGAGACGAAGAAGAUCAAGAAGAUGGUCGACGGCAAGGAGCAGGAAGUCGACAAGAAGUGGCAAUACUUUGAGCUCAGCCCCUACAAGUACAAAAGUUUUGUCGAGUUUGAGCAAAUGGCUCUCUCAAUAGGUUCGGGUCUCAAGUCGCUGGGUCUCGAGCCACAAGACAGGCUGCACCUCUUCGCCGCCACUAGCAUGCAAUGGCUGGCUUCUGCCCACGGCGCGCUUUCCCAGUCAAUGGCCAUUGUUACUGCCUAUGACACGCUCGGAGAGGAGGGCCUCAAGCACUCUAUGCUUCAGACCAAAGCAAAAGUCAUGUUUACCGACCCAGAGCUGCUGCCCCGGCUCGUGAAACCCAUGAACGAGGCCAAGGACGUCAGAGUAGUUGUUUACUGCACAAAAAACGACCCCAAGCAAAAGGAUAUUGAUACCCUCACUCAGGCGCAUCCCCACUUGAAAGUCAUCAGCUUUGACGACCUGAUCAAGCUGGGUGAGGAGAACCCCGCAGAGCCAAUUCCGCCAAAGGCAGACGACCUGGCCUGUAUCAUGUAUACUUCUGGAUCCACUGGAACCCCCAAGGGUGUUAUGAUCAAGCACCGCAAUGUCGUUGCUGCCGUCGCUGGUGUCGAUGUUAUUGUAGGAAAGUACCUUGGACCUGGCGAUGUGCUCAUCACCUAUCUCCCUGCCGCACACAUCCUCGAGUUCGUGUUUGAAAACGCCGUUCUCUACUGGGGAGGCACCAUGGGUUACGGCACAAUCCGCACGCUCUCCGACCAAUCGGUGCGAAACUGUGCUGGUGACAUCCGUGAGCUGAAGCCCACCGUCAUGGUUGGUGUUCCCCAGGUAUGGGAGACCAUCAAGAAGGGCAUCAUCAACAAGGUCGAGGCAGGAGGCGCGCUCAAGAGCAACAUGUUCUGGGGUGCCUUCGCAGCUAAGGGUUUCCUCUUGGGCUCUGGCCUUCCCGGUAGUGGUCUUCUCGACACCAUCGUCUUCAACAAGGUCAAGGAGGCCACAGGUGGCAGGCUCCGAAUCUGCAUGAACGGUGGCGGUCCCAUUGCAAAGGAAACCCAGCGCUUCAUCUCCAUUGCCAUUACACCCAUGAUCAGCGGUUACGGUUUGACCGAGACUUGCGCCAUGGGUGCGCUCAUGGAUCCUUUGGCUUGGAACGAGAAGGCUCUUGGUGAGAUGCCCGGAUCAAUCGAGAUGAAGCUAGUUGAUUUUGCCGAUGCUGGAUACUUCUCCACCAACAAGCCUCCUCAGGGUGAAAUCUGGAUUCGUGGUGGCGGUGUCGUUGAUGGCUACCUGAACAUGCCCGAAGAGACCAAGGAAGCCUUCACUGAAGAUGGUUGGUUCAAGACUGGCGAUGUAGGCGAGUUCAACGCCAACGGAGAAAUCCGUAUCAUCGACCGCAAGAAGAACCUUGUCAAGACGCUUGCUGGAGAGUACAUUGCGCUCGAGAAGCUCGAGUCUGUCUACCGAUCUGCGCCCAUUGUCGCAAAUAUCUGCGUCUACGCUGCUGAGGACCGCCAGAAGCCCAUCGCCAUCAUUGUGCCCACUGAGCCACAGCUCAAGAAGAUUGCCGCUCAAGUCGGCGUCACUGGUGACCACCUUGAGGAGCUCGUCCACGACAAGAAAAUCAACUCUGCUGUGCUGAAGCAGCUGCAAGACGCGGGUCAAAAGGGUGGCCUUGCCAGCUUUGAGAUGAUUGAAGGCGUUGUCCUAGCCGAUGAGGAAUGGACACCACAAAACGGCCUGACUACCGCUGCGCAGAAGCUCAACCGCAAGGGCAUCUUGGAACACUACAAGAAGGAGGUCGAUCAGGCUUACGGCAAGUCUUAG